GCCAAGGAGAUCCCCAAGGUGCUGGCGGAUCCGCGCACCCGCCGGAGCUACAUGCGCGGGCGCUUCCUGGGCAAGGGCGGCUUCGCCAAGUGCUACGAGAUCACGGAGCUGGAGAGCCAGGCCGUGUUCGCCGGCAAGAUCGUGCCCAAGUCGCUGCUGGCGAAGCCGCACCAGAAGGAGAAGAUGUCCAUGGAGAUCUCCAUCCACCGCAGCCUGGCGCACCGCCACGUGGUCGGCUUCCAGGGCUUCUUCGAGGACAGCGACUUCGUCUUCGUGGUGCUGGAGCUCUGCCGCCGGAGGUCCCUGCUGGAGCUGCAUAAGCGGAGGAAAGCGCUGACAGAGCCCGAAGCGCGGUACUACCUGCGGCAAACAAUCCUGGGCUGCCAGUACCUGCACUGCAACCAGGUCAUUCACAGGGACCUCAAACUGGGCAACCUCUUCCUCAACGAUGACAUGGAGGUGAAAAUAGGUGACUUUGGCUUGGCAACCAAAGUAGAAUAUGAUGGUGAGCGUAAGAAGACCUUGUGUGGGACGCCAAACUAUAUAGCUCCUGAAGUGCUGGGCAAGAAGGGACACAGCUUUGAAGUGGACAUUUGGUCCAUUGGCUGCAUUAUGUACACUCUCCUGGUAGGGAAGCCACCCUUUGAAACCUCUUGUCUAAAAGAAACGUACAUCCGAAUUAAGAAGAACGAGUAUAACAUCCCCAAGCACAUCAACCCUGUAGCUGCUAAUCUCAUCCAGAAGAUGCUGAGAUCUGACCCGGCCACCCGCCCUACUAUUGACGAACUGUUGAAUGAUGAGUUCUUCACAUCAGGUUACAUCCCCACCCGGUUGCCCACCACCUGUCUAACCAUCCCGCCUAGGUUUUCAAUUGCCCCCAGUGGAUUUGACCCAAGUGGACGGAAACCUCUUACCGCUCUCAACAAAGGCCUGGACAGCCCUGCCUUAGAUAAAGCCCAUGAAAAGGAAGACGAAGCAGCACUGCGGGAGCUGGGAGAGCCUGUCGACUGCCAUCUAGCUGACAUGUUACAGCAGCUGAGUGUGGCCAAUGCAGCGAAACCCUCGGAGAGGGCAGUAGUGAGACAAGAGGAGGCUGAGGAUCCUGCUUGUAUACCCAUCUUCUGGGUUAGUAAAUGGGUGGACUACUCGGACAAGUAUGGAUUAGGCUACCAGCUGUGUGAUAACAGCGUUGGGGUUCUCUUCAAUGACUCCACCCGUCUCAUUAUGUACAACGAUGGGGACAGCCUACAGUACAUUGAGCAAAACAACACCGAGUCCUACUUCACUGUGAGAUCAUACCCCUCAACGUUGACUAAGAAGAUAACACUAUUGAAAUACUUCCGGAACUACAUGAGUGAGCACCUGCUAAAGGCUGGAGCCAACAUCACACCCCGAGAGGGGGAUGAGCUGGCACGCCUCCCCUACCUCCGCACCUGGUUCCGGACUCGCAGUGCCAUCAUCCUGCACCUGAGCAAAGGCACCGUGCAGAUCAACUUCUUCCAGGAUCACACUAAAAUCAUCCUGUGCCCCUUGAUGGCGGCGGUCACCUACAUCGACGAGAAGCGGGACUUCCGUACAUACAAGCUGAGCCUGAUCGAAGAGCAUGGCUGCUGCAAGGAGCUGGCCAGCCGGCUACGCUACGCCCGCACCAUGGUGGAGAAGCUGCUCAGCUCCAAGUCUGGCUCGGCCCGUAUGAAGCCCUCUGCUUAGAACCCAGCUGUAAUGGACUCAGUGUCUGUGCCAAACUGUUACGGCCUCAAACGGAGGGGCCUCUGCAAUGCCCUCCAGUCAAACUGUAAACCUCCCACUAGCUGGGCCACCUCUCUGCUGCCAGCUGCACUGGGGCCACAGGAGAGGACGCUGCUGAGGAAAUGUGUCUUUAUGCCAUGGCCAGACUGGCCCCUCCGCACCUAUUAGGAAGUUGAUUUUAUUGAAUAUCUAGUUUUUCUAACUGUCAGAUCCCCCCCCAGCCCUUGUUCUACGGCCUUGACACAGCCUCCUCUGGAGAACAGAGCAUGGGCAGGGCAGAGUUCUGUAAGUUAUUUGUAUGUUUGUGAUGCUCUGGGGCUCCCUUCCCUCUCCUGUAGUGACUGUAAGUAUUUAAUGUGCUCAUAUGCUGACUCUGAGCAAUCAGCCUUUUUAAUAUUGAAACUAAUCUGCACCAAAUUAAACUUUUGUAUAUUAAGUAACUUGAUUAAAGAUUGGUCUCUGUAGCCCCCUCCCUCCCACAUCCCAUGCAGUGCACCCUCUGGAUGAAGGGCUUUGCCUGGCCCAGGGGGGAGACUCUCUAUUAAGUAUGGGGUAGA
Molecule: messenger RNA, 2306 nt
Organism: Chelonoidis abingdonii (Abingdon island giant tortoise)
Lineage: Eukaryota; Metazoa; Chordata; Testudines; Testudinidae
Gene: PLK1
Product: polo like kinase 1
Biological process (GO): protein phosphorylation; mitotic spindle organization
Cellular component (GO): centrosome; cytoplasm; kinetochore
Molecular function (GO): protein binding; ATP binding; protein serine/threonine kinase activity
Source: RefSeq, a predicted model, not a curated record